Ochotona princeps (American pika) is the source of this 4504-nucleotide messenger RNA. RefSeq names its product tet methylcytosine dioxygenase 1 (gene TET1). The record is from RefSeq and is a predicted model, not a curated record. Gene Ontology annotation, biological process: positive regulation of transcription by RNA polymerase II; oxidative demethylation. Bases 309 to 4448 code for a protein of 1379 amino acids. NCBI's taxonomy places the organism in Eukaryota, Metazoa, Chordata, Mammalia, Lagomorpha, Ochotonidae. Gene Ontology annotation, cellular component: nucleus. Gene Ontology annotation, molecular function: DNA 5-methylcytosine dioxygenase activity. The transcript has 12 exons.
UCUUUGUGGGGCUGUUUUUGCAAAAGGCAUGCCCAGCACGUCUACAGUGCUGGCAGGCCAGGGCUGCCUUUAAACACCAUGAUAAUAAUACCAAAAAGCAGUUUGCACGAGUGCUCCACUGUAGCCGCUUCCUCUGCAGAAGCAAGCAAGAUGGCUACCUCGUGGGCUUCGCUGUGAAGAAUGCAGAGGCUAAUUAAGACAGACUUUAAGGGGAAAAAAGGGUUAUAAAGGAAAACAAGAGGCCCCAGAGGGAAAAGAAGCCCAAAGUUUUAAAGGUAAUCAGCUUCAAUGGCCCUCAGUCAGAAUCCAUGGAAUACGGUAGAUGUGGUCAUGGGGAAGAAAAAAGAUUGAAAUUGAAUCCUCCAAAUCCCAUUGAAAAUGUAACUAACAAUGUAGAAAGCCUAACAGAUAUUGAAGUGGAGAGGUGGCCACAAAGCAAGAAAUCUCGCUUAAAUGAUCGUGUUAAUGGCCAUUUUGUUGGUGUGACAAAUGCUGAAAAAUCAAAAAGCUCUGAAGAUGAGAAGAAACCAACCAUACCUCCAAAAUCAUUUGCACAAACCUUAAAAAAUAAUGGCAUUAAAAAUGUACAGUACCUACCUACUGAAACAAACCCAUCCUUUAAAAAAUUCAAUAUUGAAAAUUUGGGCAAGGCAUUUGAAAAUAGUUCGUAUAAAUUCCUGAAAGAUUCCACAAGCCACAAUAAUGCCAUGAACUCCAUUGCUUUUGGUGCAAGUUGUGAUCAUCUCAAGGGGAAAAGUAAUGUGUUUGUCUUCCAGACCCCUGGCUCGACCCACUUGUCACUUUCAGAUUCUGCAAACUUGAAUUGUCUACACAAUGAAGGUGAUCAACCUGAAAAUCCUGAGAAUCCAUCAAAUCAAGAACUCAAAGAUGGCUCCCCAGUUCAACCAUGUUUUUUUUCCCUCAUAAAAGACAGGAGGUUAACAGUGGAGCAAGUGGUAGCCAUAGAGGCUCUGACUCAGCUUUCUGAAGCCCCAUCAGAGGAUUCCUCCCCAUCCAAGUCAGAGCAGGAUGAAGAAGCAGAUCAGAGAACAACUAGUUUGCUAAAUAGAUGUAAGGCUAUCCUCUACCCCGUAAGUAAAGACCUCCAAGACCCAAACUUCCAAGGAAGACCUCAGAGCUUCCCUGUUUGUGAACUUUUGGACAAGCAAAGCUCACGCAAUGUGGUACUGUUCAAUGGCCAAAAUACCCUUUCCAAGUCACACAUCAACUCAUCUCCAAACCAGACUACUACAAAGUUACCUGAACAUGCAAAACUCAGAAACCCAGUAUCUGAACUUAAUCACAAAUCAAGUACAUCAAAAAUCGACACCAGUAAAAGCAUUACUCGUGAUGAAAUUACUCCUGUUGAUUAUUCCAAAAAUUCGCUUCAGUUGCCAGCGGGAGUCAACAACUUGAGUUGUUAUAACCAGUUCCCAGAAGGCAGAAAAAAUCCUAGUUCAAAGGAUGAUCUAUCCUGUCAGGAUGUAUCCUAUAGUGAAAUUGAGGAAGAUGUUGCAACAGAGUUAGCCCAACUUGCAGGAAAAAUUAAAUGUAACCAUUUAAAUCCUGAGGACAAAAAAGUCGAAACUGUAGCCACAAGCCUUGAUGCUAAUAAUAUCCAGCAGAAAUGUAGUCAGAAGAGCCCAACACAGAAAUCCGAUUCAACUGUACAAAAUAAUCAUGGCUCUUCACUAACAAAGCAAAAGAAUGCAACCCAGAAAAAGCCGAAAUCCACCUCAUCCAGAGACCGACGGAAAAAGAAACCCAUAGUUGUGAACAGUCAAGAAAAUCAUGCAAAGAUGCAGGAACUGUUGUCCUACAAGUACAGCAUGUUCCAUGGCAUUUGGGUAGCGUGCAAGUUUCAAAGAUAUGGGCAGUUUGGUCCACGUGAUUUUCAUGUUCAAUUUGACAAAAUUACUUCUUUAUCCAAAUUUGCUAAGCCGCUGCCUCCAUCCAGUUCCAUACAACACAAGAACUUUCUUCCACUCAGCCAGAUAAAACUUGAGAGCUAUCCUGAAUUGACACAGGAAGAAAUGAAGAUUGAACCAUUGGAUUCUCCCUUCAUUAUUCCCAUCAAAACAGAAUCCAAUGGGCAGGUGCCAAGAGAAGGAACCUCCAAUUCUUGGGAACAGUCAGCAGUGAAUGUUAAUCAUAAAGCUCAUCUUGUUUCCCAGGCCUACUGUCCAGGUGACCUGCCUGGUAUCUUUCCAGAGAAAACCUCACCGAACCCAGAGAAUAUUCUCAGCAAUGUAAAUGUGGUGAAUUCAGGUAGAUUCACAGUGGUUACUCCUCAAAGAGAAGAGAAAGGCUGUGCAGCUGGUGUCGGAGCAUCAGAAUGUAACCAGGCAAAGCUUAAUGAGUAUACCAUGCAGUACAUGAGCAAACGUGCAAAAAGGCUGAUGGCUUCCUCGAAAGAUGCAGACAUCAUCCCACCCUGUAACUGUUUGGAUCGAGGUACACAAAAAGACAAAGGCCCAUAUUAUACACACCUUGGGGCAGGACCCAGUGUUGCUGCUAUCAGGGAAAUCAUGGAGAAUAGGUAUGGCAAAAAGGGAAAUGCGAUAAGGAUAGAACGAGUAGUAUACACAGGAAAAGAAGGGAAAAGCUCUCAAGGCUGUCCUGUGGCUAAGACAGUUUUGAGAAGAAGCAGCAAGGAGGAGAAAGUGCUCUGCUUGGUCCGGGAGCGUCCAGGCCACCACUGCGACACGGCGGUGAUUGUGGUGCUCAUCAUGAUCUGGGAGGGCAUUCCCCUCGCCAAGGCUGACAGAAUGUACGCAGAGAUUACUGGAGACCUGAGGGGGUACAACGGCCAUCCCACAGACCGGAGAUGCACUCUCAAUGAAAAUCGUACCUGUACCUGUCAAGGAAUUGACCCAGACACUUGUGGAGCUUCAUUCUCUUUUGGCUGCUCCUGGAGUAUGUAUUUCAAUGGUUGCAAAUUUGGGAGAAGCCCAAGCCCCAGACGAUUUAGAAUUGAACCCAAUUCGCCCAUGCACAACUACUAUGACAGAAUAACUAGAGGACAUAAACGACGAAGACGACGUGUAAAACAGAACCCAAUCUGUGCGGAACACAAGGCCAUGGAAAAAAACCUGGAAGAUAAUUUACAGGAACUGGCUACAGAUUUGGCUCCACUUUAUAAACAAUUUGCUCCUGAAGCUUACCAAAAUCAGGUGGAAAAUGAACACAUUGCCCGAGAAUGCCGUCUUGGGAACAAGGAAGGCCGUCCUUUCUCUGGGGUUACUGCUUGCCUAGACUUCUGUGCCCACGCGCACAGGGACAUUCACAACAUGAGCAAUGGAAGUACUGUGGUGUGUACUUUAACACGAGAAGAUAACCGCUCUCCUGAUGACAUUCCUGAGGACGAGCAGUUGCACGUCCUGCCCCUAUAUAAACUCGCCGAUGUCGAUGAAUUUGGCUCCAAGGAAGGGAUGGAGGAAAAGAUCAUGUCUGGAGCCAUCCAGAUCCUCCAGCCCUCCCGCAAACGAAAGACCCGCUUCACUCAGCCUGUUCCUCGGUGUGGGAAGAAGAGAGUUGCCAUGAUGUCUGAGGUCCUGGAACGGAAGGUUAGGGCUGUUGAGAAGAAGCCUGUUUCUCGGGGCAAGCAGAAAAAUAAGUUGGCAGCAGUCCCCAACGGAAAAGAGGCAAACCCAUCUCCAUUGUAUGCCUCGUCCCCAAAUACAACCUUGUCUGGAAGUGCAGAAAGAAGUAGUUUUCCCUCAGGCACAAUGCCUUCUGGAAGACACCAUGGUGCUGAUGCAGUUGCUGGUGAUUGCCCACAGCCUGACGAAGGGGCUCCAUCUCCCAUGGCACAGUCCUUGGUUCAGCCUGAGCCUCCCACCGCUCCUCCUGAGCAGUUAACCUCUAAUCACUCAAACCAGCAGUCCCCAUUGUUCACCUCUGCUCUUGGGGAGGAAUGUGAAGAGCUUUCAGAAGCAGAUGAGACUCUACCGGAUGACCAGUUAUCGGAUGACCCACAGUCAGCUGCCGAGGACCAGUCUGCCAACAUUGAAGAGUAUUGGUCAGACAACGAGUACAUCUUCUUAGAUCCCAACAUUGGUGGGGUGGCCAUAGCACCCACACAUGGCUCCAUUCUAAUUGAGUGUGCCCGGCGAGAGCUUCAUGCUACCACUGCUGUUAUCCUUCCCAACCGGAACAAGCCCGUACGCCUCUCCCUUGUAUUCUACCAGCACAAAAAUCUGAAUAGGCCGCAACAUGGUUUUGAGCAUAACAAGAUUAAGUUCGAGGCUAAAGAAGCGAAUAAAAAACCUAAGGACCCAGAAUGUACAGACCAGGCAGCUAAUGAAGGUGCUGUACUGUCCCCCGAGGUGAAUGAAUUAAACCAAAUUCCUUCUCACAAAGCAUUAACAUUAACCCACGAUAAUGUUAUAACGGUAUCCACUUAUGCUCUCACAUACGUUGCGGGGCCCUAUAACCAUUGGGCUUGAAGGCUUGUUUCCCAUUUUUAAUGUAUGUUUUCAAGGUGCUGUUAAAGAAAGUCAUG